AACAUGAAGAUGGUGGAAAAAUGCUGAUGAAUUGGAUGAUCCAGAACUGCCAACAAUGGAUGAAGGCAGGCAGCCACUUUGGAGGAAGGUACCAAUUCCUUCAAGCAAGAUAAGUCCAUACAGGAUCAUAAUAGUACUCCGGAUUGCCAUUCUCGGCCUCUUUUUUCAUUACAGAAUUCUCCAUCCUGUCCAUGAUGCAUUUGGUCUGUGGCUAACAUCAGUAAUAUGUGAAAUCUGGUUUGCUGUGUCAUGGAUUCUCGAUCAAUUUCCGAAAUGGUGCCCAAUUGAACGAGAAACAUACCUCGAUCGUUUAUCACUGAGGUAUGAGAAAGAAGGAAAGCCAUCUGAACUGGCCAAUGUAGACAUAUUUGUUAGUACUGUGGAUCCUAUGAAAGAACCUCCACUUAUCACCGCAAAUACGGUUCUAUCGAUACUUGCGGUAGAUUAUCCGGUGGACAAAGUUGCAUGCUAUGUCUCUGAUGAUGGUGCAGCGAUGCUUACAUUUGAAGCCCUUUCGGAAACAUCUGAGUUUGCGAGGAAGUGGGUUCCAUUCUGCAAGAAGUUCAGUAUUGAACCACGUGCUCCUGAAUGGUAUUUUGCUCAAAAGGUUGACUAUCUGAGAGACAAAGUUGACCCAACAUUUAUCAAGGAGCGUCGCGCUAUUAAGCGGGAUUACGAGGAGUUCAAAGUGCGUAUUAAUGCAUUGGUUGCGAUGGCACAGAAGGUUCCUGAGGACGGUUGGACUAUGCAGGAUGGGACUCCAUGGCCUGGGAACAAUGUCAGAGACCAUCCAGGAAUGAUACAAGUUUUCCUCGGUCAAAAUGGUGUACGAGAUGUUGAUGGGAAUGAAUUACCCCGUCUUGUCUAUGUGUCUCGUGAGAAGAGACCUGGAUUCGAUCACCACAAGAAAGCCGGAGCUAUGAAUGCCUUGAUUCGAGUCUCAGCGAUCAUUUCGAAUGCUCCUUAUCUGCUGAAUGUUGAUUGUGAUCACUACAUUAACAACAGCAAAGCACUUCGUGAAGCCAUGUGCUUCUUGAUGGAUCCUACAUCGGGAAAGAAAAUUUGCUAUGUACAAUUUCCUCAAAGAUUUGAUGGGAUUGAUCGUCACGAUCGAUACUCAAAUCGUAAUGUUGUGUUCUUUGAUAUUAACAUGAAAGGCCUAGACGGCAUCCAAGGUCCAAUUUAUGUCGGUACCGGUUGUGUUUUCCGGAGGCAAGCACUCUAUGGAUAUGAUGCCCCUGCUAAGAAGAAGCCACCGAGGAAGACUUGUAACUGUUGGCCUAAAUGGUGGUGCUGCUGCUGCUGUGGAUCUAGGAAGAAGAACAAGAAAGUCAAGUCAAGUGGGAAAAGUAAAAUAAAGAACAAGGAGGCUACAAAGCAAUUGACUUCUCUAGAAAAUAUUCAAGAGGGAAUCGAAGGAAUUGACAAUGAAAAGUCAUUACUAAUGCCUCUAGUAAAAUUCGAGAAAAAAUUCGGUCAAUCUUCUUUCUUCAUAGCUUCGACACUUAUGGAAGAUGGCGGCAUGCCAAAAUCUGCAAGUUCUGCAUCACUUUUGAAAGAAGCAAUCCAUGUCAUUAGCUGUGGUUAUGAGGAUAAAACGGAGUGGGGGAAAGAGGUUGGAUGGAUAUACGGCUCAGUCACAGAGGAUAUUCUAACAGGUUUCAAGAUGCACUGCCAUGGUUGGAGAUCCGUGUACUGCAUGCCAAAAAGGCCGGCUUUUAAAGGUUCAGCUCCCAUCAAUCUCUCCGACCGUCUGCAUCAGGUUCUCCGGUGGGCACUUGGAUCUGUUGAGAUAUUUCUUAGUAGGCAUUGUCCAUUGUGGUAUGGAUAUGGUUGUGGUUUGAAAUCGUUGGAACGAUUCUCUUACAUUAACUCCGUCGUUUAUCCUUUGACUUCCAUUCCCUUGCUCGCCUACUGCACUUUGCCGGCUGUCUGUCUCCUCACCGGAAAAUUCAUAGUCCCCGAGAUUAGCAACUAUGCGAGUCUGAUUUUCAUGGCGCUCUUCAUUUCCAUUGCUGCAACGAGCAUCUUGGAAAUGCAGUGGGGAGGCGUCGGCAUACAUGACUGGUGGAGGAACGAGCAGUUCUGGGUCAUCGGUGGUGUCUCCUCGCACCUGUUUGCCCUCUUUCAAGGUCUGCUGAAGGUUCUGGCCGGAGUGAACACAAACUUCACUGUCACAUCUAAAGCUGCAGACGAUGGAGAAUUUGCCGAACUCUACAUCUUUAAGUGGACAUCCUUGUUGGUUCCUCCUCUAACCUUGCUCAUCAUAAACAUAAUCGGUGUCAUUGUCGGUGUCUCAGAUGCGAUCAACAACGGCUAUGAUUCCUGGGGACCUCUCUUUGGCAAGCUCUUCUUUGCCCUCUGGGUCAUCCUCCAUCUCUACCCAUUCCUCAAGGGAGUCAUGGGAAAGCAAGAAGGUGUUCCUACCAUCAUCAUAGUCUGGGCGAUUCUCCUGGCUUCAAUCUUCUCCCUUCUCUGGGUCCGAAUCAACCCGUUUUUAGCAAAAGACGACAUCGUGCUGGAAAUUUGUGGGUUGAACUGCGACAACUGAAACAUAUGUUAUAUACAGAAAACAAAAAGGUAGUCAGAAGAGUAAAUGCGUGAUUUUUUUUUUUUUUGGUUUGAAGACAUACCUGGUUGAAGGUUCUGCAGAAAACAGAGGAAAGUUUACGGUGGGUUGGUGUAGAUAAUAACCAAAGGGAUUUGUUUUGAAGAGAUUCAUAAUUCUUUCUAUGCAUGGAAGGGGAUUGAAAGGGAAAGAUCAGCUUUGUAAUCCGACAAGAGUGGACACUUAGUUAAGGUGGCUGUAAUUUAUAAUUCUCUUCUGAAUAAGGUAUGUCAUAGUUGUAAUCAAAUGUGUUUCUUUUCUUUUUUGGUAAUUUGAAAUGUCCCUCAAGCAGGAAAGGGACCUUAUAGUGGUUUUGUUUUUCACUCUCAUGCAUGAAGUCAAUAAAACGAUGUUUAGUUGUAUAUGAGAAUUUUAUAAAUGAGGUUUGUUU
Molecule: messenger RNA, 2999 nt
Organism: Neltuma alba
Lineage: Eukaryota; Viridiplantae; Streptophyta; Magnoliopsida; Fabales; Fabaceae
Product: cellulose synthase A catalytic subunit 2 [UDP-forming]
Exons: 10
Coding region: 56-2551 (831 amino acids)
Biological process (GO): cellulose biosynthetic process
Cellular component (GO): membrane
Molecular function (GO): cellulose synthase (UDP-forming) activity
Source: RefSeq, a predicted model, not a curated record